Dibothriocephalus latus is the source of this 402-nucleotide messenger RNA. Lineage: Eukaryota; Metazoa; Platyhelminthes; Cestoda; Diphyllobothriidea; Diphyllobothriidae. The record is from the annotation of a GenBank genome assembly.
AUGAAGUUCAGCGCAUGCUUAAAUGCGCUUUUACACAUUACGGUCUUUGCUCCAUUCUACGUGCCCGGCGAGAAUUUUACCUGUCUGGAUAAGUCAGCUACUCAUCCCUGGAGCCGGGUCAAUGAUGACUAUUGCGACUGCCGAGACGGUUCCGAUGAGCCCGGCACAUCAGCCUGUAUAGAUAUGAAGUUCUAUUGCGAAAACGCCGGUCAUAAGAGCAAAUUUAUUUUUAGCAGCUUUGUGAACGAUAAAGUUUGCGAUUGUUGCGAUGGAUCCGAUGAAUACCUGGGAUACGUCACCUGCGUUGGCUCUUUCGAUUUGGUCUGCUUUCUACUGCCCACCACCUCUACUCUUAAGGCCUCUUUAUUUUUGAGAACUUAUUUCCUAUUGCAUGAAAUCUAA